CGCGCAUGCGCAUUUUCUUCCCCGUCCGUCUACAAGGCAACAGUAAACAUGGCCGUCGUUGGUUUUCGGCGAUGGGCCCAAGCUCUUUCAAAGGGGGGAGGGUCCGGAAUUUCAGCUCUUCUUUCUGGAUCGAGAGCAGCAUCUGGUGCUUCAAAGGCCGAUCUACCCGGCGCGUACCCUAAGACUGCAGAGGAGCGAGCUGCUGCAGCAAAGAAGUACAACUUGAGGGUUGAGGACUAUGAGCCGUAUCCAGACAAAGGAGAGGGCUAUGGUGAUUACCCUAAACUUCCUGACCGAUCUCAGCAUGAGAGGGACCCCUGGUAUCAAUGGGACCACCAAGACCUGAGGAGGAACUGGGGAGAGCCGCUACAUUGGGAUUUUGACAUGUACAUCAGGAAUCGUGUGGAUACAUCUCCCACUCCUUUGUCCUGGAACAGCAUGUGUAAACAGCUGUUUGGUUUCAUCGGCUUCAUGUUGUUCAUGUUUUACGUCGGGGAGAAAUUUCCUUGUUACCAGCCUGUUGCACCCAAACAGUAUCCCUACAACAACUUGUACUUGGAGAACGGUGGAGAUCCUGAAAACCAGCCUGAGGAAGUCAAGAAUUAUGAAAUAUAAAUGCUAUUGUCCUCCAUGUGUAUAUACAUUUGUCAAGAAUAAAAACUUCUACCUAGUACA
Molecule: messenger RNA, 675 nt
Organism: Syngnathus acus (greater pipefish)
Lineage: Eukaryota; Metazoa; Chordata; Actinopteri; Syngnathiformes; Syngnathidae
Gene: ndufb8
Product: NADH:ubiquinone oxidoreductase subunit B8
Exons: 5
Coding region: 49-615 (188 amino acids)
Biological process (GO): mitochondrial electron transport, NADH to ubiquinone
Cellular component (GO): mitochondrion
Source: RefSeq, a predicted model, not a curated record